GGGUUCGAGAGCGGCGCGUGCGCCCAGUGCUCCGGGCGGCUUCGACGCAUGCGCUGGGGGCGGGGAUAGGGCGGCAGCGGUUGGAGGGACGCAUGCGCAAGGUGGGGCCGCGGGUGGCCGUUGAUGGGAGACGCGUGCGCAGAGGGAUCGAAGGUGCCAGAAGGAGCCAAGCCGCGGCUGGGGCGGCGAGACCUGGACGCUGUUCAGACUCGAGUCCCCAGAGAGACCUUGUGUUGUAGGAUUCUCCAUUGAGCCCUAACACGUGUCAGACCCCAAGUCUUCUCCCAUUCACCUGCCCCAAAGCGCUUCCCAUCCACUGCCCUACCCAAAGCCAGAGCUGAUCUGCAGACCUGUGACCUGGGAUGGCUGAGAUGAAGCGGCCGGUCAUUUCUCACCCCUGGGAGGAGGAGGAGUGCUUGGAGUACUAUGGCAUGGUAUCCUUGCACCACAUGUUCGAGGUGAUCGGCUCCCAGCUGACGGAGAAUGAUGUGGCCGUGCUCUCUUUCCUCCUUGAUGAGACCCAGCCCUGGACCCACCCGCUGGACCCCAGGCUGUGGGCUGUGGUGGAGGAGGACAGAGCAGAGACUCCCUCUCCUCUUCUGGAGAGCUGGCAAAGGAGGAGCAGGCGCCGGCAAGCUCCAGUGGAGGCAACCGGGAGCCUAGAGGUGGUGGGCGAGCGGCACCAGCCCAGGAACGGGGUGGAGCUGCUGCUGGAGCUGGAGAGGAGAGGGAGAUGUGAUGAGACCAAUUUCCUGCAGCUACUGCAGCUCCUGCGAUUGCUGACCAGGCAUGACCUGUUGCCCUAUGUCACCCUGAAGAGGCAGCGUACAGUGUCCCCUGAGCGAUACACCUACGGCCCGUCUGUGACAGCUUCUGACCGGCAGAUGGACAGUUGUCUCGGCUCAGCCUCUGCAGAGACCCAGCCUGAUCAGUGGGAGACGGGCUCCAACUCCAGCAAGAGGAAGCGGGUGAGCAGAGGCAGGGCACGGGCCAGUGCCCUCGGCAGGCGGCGUGGGGCCAAGACAGUCCCUGCCCUCAAGCAGGAGCCCCCAUCCCCCACCAAAGUGACCUGUGACAUCCGGCUGCGGGUGCGUGCCGAGUUCUGCCAGCACGAGCCUGUCCUGCGGCAGAACGUGCUGUCCAACAAGCAGCACCGGCUGGAGCGCCAGUUCGACAUCUUCGGCCAGUCCAACACCAUCCUCAAGUCGCGCGAUCUGGGCUCCAUCAUCUGCGACAUCAAGUUCUCGGAGCUCUCCUACCUGGACGCCUUCUGGAGUGACUACAUGAACGGCUCUCUGCUGGAGGCCCUCAAGGGCGUCUUCCUCACCGAGUCCCUCAAGGACGCCGUGGGGCAGGAGGCCAUCCGGCUGUUGGUCAACGUGGACGAGGAUGACUACGAGGAGGGGCGCCGUCUGCUGCUGGAGAGCCUCGGCCCCCAGUGACAGCCCCUGUGGGGCGGGGGCACAGCCUGGCCUCCGGGGAAUUCAGUCUGGGUCUCGGUCUGUAGUUUUUUCUGAGCCACUGGAGCUCAUCCACUUGGGCCACAGAGACUCCUGAGAACAGCCUGACCCCGUCUGUGUGCUGCCACGGGGCAAACCUCUGCCAGCCUACAGGCCUCCAACUGUGUCAGCUGCCAGCCGGCCCCGGAAGCCCUCAGCCGAGCACUGGACUCAGUGAUGCCCCUCCUGUAUUGGUGAAGACGCAGGACAGGCAACUGCAGGGCAUGGGGCCAGCCCCCUUGCCGGCUCGCCGUGGCUUGUGUCCCCGGGCAGGGGCACAGCUGACAAGGAGACUUGACCUGUAAUUAUUUUUAGGACGCAAAGCUCGUUUUCCUCCCGCUGCUGUUUUGGCUGUCUGCCCCGAAGGCUGGGGAGACUCGGAGAGGUUGUAAAGUGGGAACCUUUGAGUCAGUUUUCUUAGGGACGUUUUCCUGUUCUCUGGCUAUUUGUACAUAAUAUAAAUAUAUCGGGGGGGUGGGGGGGCAAACAGGGCUCAGGAAGCAGCUGCAGGAAUUUGCCCUCUGAGCCCCAAGGGUAGGGGGGUGUCAGCUGGUGGAAUUAUUUAAAAAAGAUGGUAUUUUUUUAAUCAAAAGAUGAAAAAAAACCAAACAAAACAGCCCAACCUGAUCUUUUUCGACAAAUGGUUUUGCAGCGUCUUGUAUCGGGAUGGAAAAAUCAAUAAAACAAAGAAUUUGUAGAGGA
This is a messenger RNA of Dermochelys coriacea (leatherback sea turtle), 2201 nucleotides long. RefSeq names its product death effector domain containing 2 (gene DEDD2). NCBI's taxonomy places the organism in Eukaryota, Metazoa, Chordata, Testudines, Dermochelyidae. The record is from RefSeq and is a predicted model, not a curated record. Gene Ontology annotation, molecular function: DNA binding; protein binding. Gene Ontology annotation, biological process: apoptotic process; regulation of apoptotic process; extrinsic apoptotic signaling pathway via death domain receptors. Bases 363 to 1442 code for a protein of 359 amino acids. The transcript has 6 exons. Gene Ontology annotation, cellular component: nucleolus.